GUGUAGGAGACUGGAGAAGAAACUAGAGAUGGAGAGAGAGGAGCUGGAGAGACAGAGAGACAUACCAACAGGAUCUGGAAAGGCUGAGGGAGUCAAUGAGGACGGUGGAAAAACAGAAGGAACACCUCAAUACACAGAUGAAGUUGAAGCUGAACAAGACCGUCACCAACCCUGGGAGUUUUAACUUCAAAGCUCAGCAGGCUCCCCUCUCCCAGUCCUUCCGAGGGGAUCCUCCCCAACUGUCCCAGUCCUUCCGAGGGGAUCCUCCCCAACUGUCCCAGUCCUUCCGAGGGGAUCCUCCCCAACUGUCCCAGUCCUUCCGAGGGGAUCCUCCCCUCCUCUCCCAGUCCUUCCGAGGGGAUCCUCCCCUCCUCUCCCAGUCCUUCCGAGGGGAUCCUCCCCUCCUCUCCCAGUCCUUUCGAGGGGAUCUUCCACUCUCCCAGUCCUUCCGAGGGGAUCCUCCCCUCCUCUCCCAGUCCUUCCGAGGGGACCUGACAGCUGAUUGGAGGAAGGGAAGAGAGGUGAUCCAGAUCCCCAAGGUCCUUGUCUCCCCCAGCCUCUCUGUAGCCACCAACAUUUUCCUGGAGCAGCCCCCGGAGGUGCCCCCUCGCAGGGAGAGCAUCAGCCCCGGGCCCUCUAAACCAGAAUUCCCCAUCCACCUGAUCAGCACAACCAACCAGGUGGUUCACAAACCAGGGGCCGUGCAACAGCAGAUACCCACCAAGCUGGCUGUCCUUGGUAACAAGGGCAAGGAGAAGAGCAGUAAGAAGAGGUCCCACCACAAGCGCAAUCACAGCGCAGCGUCCAUAGAAAUGUCUCAGGUGGUGCCGAUCAGAGUGACAGGAAAUCAGAGUCUGAGAGGGAAGAAGACUGUGAGCCCACAGAGAAACUACCAAUUAGAUGAUUUCUUCAGUCCUCCAGAGCCCCUGUCCAGCGUUAAGCCCUCCCAGACCCUGUCGUCCAGCAGCAGCAUGAGGACCAAUAACCAGAGCCACGUCCCUCCACCUCCCCUCCACCCUUCCCCAAAGACAUAGUAAGCAAACCAACCAAGGAGCACGUUAUCUACCUGUAAGGACACAGGCGACACCAAAACCCUAAGCCAGGGCUCUGAAACUGGCGGCCCAUGUGCCAAAACCGGCCCACGAGUGAUUUAUAUUUGGCCCGCCAAAGCUCUGUUCACAGUAAAGAUGUGAUUAUAUAUAUUUUUACUGAUUGGGCUUUCUAAUUGCUGGUACUGUUCCUGUUGAAUUUCCACAUUUCCAAAAUUCAUUUCUAUUGUUUGGAUGAGUGCUUGUCUCUAAACUCUCUCUGCACUCAAGUCUUUAUGUUUUUAAGCCUUUUUAAAGAUGAUAUAAAUUCAUGUUAGGAAGCUGGUUAUUACUUUGAAUUGUUUACAGGUCUGAGGUGCCAAGCACGUUACCUCAGAGCGCAUUAGAAACUCUUUUAAAUCUGAAUUGACCUGUUCCUCGUUUUGUAUUUCUUCAUGUCAUAUAAUGUAUGGAAGUAAAUGUUCAUUUAGCUGUGAGGUGUAAAACUGACCAGUUUACCAGAUGCAGAUUAAGUUUAGUCCAGCACUAAAAAAAGAUUCUCAAUUGAGAUUCUCCCAGUUUUUAAUUUUUUUGUUGUCCAAGACUAGGCUUAAUCUGUGUCUGGGAAAUGGGCCCUUAUGGUAUGGGAAUUAUGGUGUAUUAUAACACUGAAUAAUAAUGACUACUGUACUAAAUUAUGCCAAUUCUCCUGUGGUUUAUGCCAUUUUGUGAUUUUUGUUAUGAAGUUUACAGGAGAGGGUUUCAUGACAUUUUGUCAGCAUUUUGUCAGACAGCUUCUCCACACCCAUAUCAACAUGGAUUGUUGUCAAGUUUUAGUUUAGUUAUAACGACAGGAAAGUUUGUGUGCGAGAGUGAAAUGUUAGAACUAUCUUAUGUGUGUACUUUGAACAAGAGGCAAAGCGUUUUGCCAGAUGGUUUUCUUCAUUGUGUAACUGUCAAAAGGUUCUGUUCUGGGAACCAAGGAACUUAUUGAACAAUGUUCUAUCGGGGAGAUGUUUGGAAGGAUGUUGCUCAUGGUUACAGUUUCCAGUGAACACAGUCUGGGAAUAGAAUUAGAACACGUGUGACAAAACAUUUGUUUUUACUGCUCUAAUUACGUCGUUAAUUAUCUUCAAAAUGGAAUCUCCCUAUAACACAUGUUCUAUUGUUUCUACUAUGCUGUUGUUACUUAUAACCUGGGUGGUUCCAACCCUGAAUGCUGAUUGGCUGAUAUAGCCGUGGUAUAUCACACUGUAUGCCACGGGUAUGACGAAACAUUUGUUUUUACUGCUCUAAUUAAGUUGCUAACCAGUUUAUUAUAGCAAUAAGGCACCUCUGGGGUUUGUGGUACAUGGCCAUGAUACCGCGGUUAAGGACUGUGUCCAGGCACUCUGUGUAACGUCGUCUGUAAGAACAGCUCUUAGCCGUGGUAUAUUGGCCAUAUACCACAUGUCCUCUGACCUUAUUGCGUAUAUAUAUAUAUAUAUAUAUGGUCUGGACAUUCUGCUGUGAUGUUGAUGUCCUGGUAAACUGUUGUGGUUCCCAUCCACAGCCGAUGGAAGGAAUAAAAAAUCAUUCUGCUGCCUGUAAUCAGCCUGUUUGUUUCUAGAAGGAGAGCUCAGUCAAGUCAGGCCGGGGUUCAAUCCAAUAGUUUCCUUUAAAAUCUGCAUUGGCGUAAUCGGAUUGAAUCCCCGGCCUCAAUGUCACCUCCGAAUGACUCACUUCCUCCCAUCCCAUGUCCAGUCUGAAAUAGCAGUGAAGCAGCGCAAGGACAAAGCAGUUCUGUUGUUCCCCAACAGAAUAGAACAGUGGCCUGUAAUUGUUAGUCGUGUAUGUUUUGCUUCCAGUUCAGCUCCUCAAUGGGUGAAUCUCAAUUGUAUUUCCUUGGUUCCUUUCAUCCUCUCGCUUCAAAACACUUGGAUGAGGUCAGAGGUCACAACCCCUCUGACCGGCAACCUCAGAAUUAUAGUCACCAUUCUUCUUCUGUUGCUAAUAUAGAACAUUCAGUUGGUGGUAUAUGACCUGGCAGUAGCUUGAGUUCUGAAUGGAGAGUCUGUCUGACUGGGUGAGUCACUCCGGGAGCCGGUGGAGAUUUGAUGCCCUGUCACUACCUGGGUGCCUGGUCCUGCCCGUUAGCGCUGAUGAAGUCUCCUCUGGCUCCCGGAGUGACUCUCCCAGUCAGACAGACUCUCCAUUCAGAACUUAACAUUAACACAGCAGUGACUCUCCCAGUCAGACAGACUCUCCAUUCAGAACUUAACAUUCACACAGCAGUGCAGCGCCUCCCUUGGCUCUCGUCUCAUCGGCAAGGCAGGCACACAUUGUGGAGAGAAGGCUAGAGAGUCUGACUGCCGUGAGAGUGUAAUUUGAGACGGGGCCAGAAUGAAGAGGGUCAUUCAUAUUCAGUUGCAGUACAACUCUUGCUACUGCCAGGUCAUAUACCACCAACUUAAUGUUCUAUAUUAGCAACAGAAGAAGAAUGGUGACUAUAUAUUUCUGAGGUUGGCAAUGACGAAGCCAUGCAGAGGAUGAAAUGCUUUUGUUUAUUUAUUUUGGCGUAUUCCUCCUCAGAUGUUUUAAAAACCAUCUGGUGACGUCAUCAAAUAACCCUGGUGAAUAUCUCAUCUCAUUGGCUGCAAAAUAGUGUGCAGAUGAAUCUGAUAGGGCACUCUCCCUAACCAACCAGCUUCUUCCGUCAUGACUUGACUUCUUAUCUCUAACCCCUAUCCUUUGACCUCUAGCAGACUGUUAAAAUAGUGGUGUUCCUCUGCUAAUAUGUUGGUGACACAUCAGAUCUUAGGUAUAGGUAUUUUACGCAUCAGCUAACCACAUGUUAUAGCAAUCUGAUGCCCGAAGGAACAGUCGAUGAUGUGGCACGCAACCAUUGGUUGAUGCAGGGGAACAUCCACCUAUAUUUCCAGUACUGACCAGGUCCUUCCUGUGUUUAUGGACUCGUGGCUGUGAUGAAAUGAACGGGAACAACAAAAAACUAAAAUCUACUCUGUUUAGCUACAGAAUAUACAGUGGGGUCAGGAAUUAUUGGCACCCUUGAUAAAGAUUAGCAAAAAAGACAGCUCAGUAUUUGCAUUAUUUAUUUUACUAUGUUGUAUGCUCAAACUAUCCUGAACAAAAAUAUAAACGCAACAUGCAAACAUUUCUAAGAUUUUACUGAGUUACAGUUCAUAUAAGGAAAUCAGUCAAUUGAAAUGAAUUAAUUUGGCCCUAAUCUAUAGAUUUCACCUGACUGGGUGGGGGUGCAGCCAUGGGUGGGCCUGGGCCCAGCCAAUCAGAAUGGCCCGCAAAAGGGUUUUAUUACAGACAGAAAUACUCCUCAGUUUCAUCAGCUGUCCGGGUGGCUGGUCUCAGACGAUCUCGCAGGUGAAGAAGCCGGAUGUGGAGGUCCUGGGUUGGCGUGGUUACACGUGGUCUUUGGUUGUGUGGCCGGUUAGAUGUACUGCAAAAUUCUCUACAAAUGACGUUGGAGGCGGCUUAUGGUUAACAUUCUGGCAACAGCUCUGGCGGACAGUCCUGCAGUCAGCAUGCCAAUUGCACGCUCCCUCAACUUGAUCUGUGGCAUUGCGUUGUGUGUCAGAACUGCACAUUUUUCAUGAUUACUGAUCAAUUUCUUCAUACAUUUAUAAUUAGUAGGUUUUAUGUUUUAACAAAUAUUUGUUAUUUUGUACAUAUGUAUUGUAUAUCGUGGUGUGGUUUUCAUAACAUCUGCACACUUUUAUUUCAUUAGUUUUUUUGUAUUUAUCACUUGUUUUCUUUGCUGCAAAUUAUUUUUUUUGACUGGCCUUUUAUUGUCCACAGCACAAGGUGCACCCCUGUAAUGAUCAUGCUGUUUAAUCAACAUAUUGAUAUGCCACACCUGUCGGGUGGAUGGAUUAUCUUGGCAAAGGAAAAAUGCUCACGAACAGGGAUGUAAACAAAUUUUGUGCACAACUUUUUUUGAGAAAUAAGCAUUUUGUGUGUAUGAAAUAUUUCUGGUUUCUUUUAUUUCAACUAAUGAAACAUGGGACCAACACUUUAAAUAUUGCGUUUUAUAUAUAUUUUUUGUUUAGUAUAGGUGCCGGCACUGUUUAUAUUUAGGUGCUGGAACUCAACAAUACUUUUAACCUAAUUUUCUAUCAGAGGUUCAGGAACUGUUUAUAUUGAAGUGCAGGAACUGAAACAGUAGAAACUUCUGAGGUGCCGAUAUUCAGUUCCGGAGAGCUCCUGCCCAAGUCAAGCACGGCUUGAGUCCCAAAUGGACCCUGGUUCAAAAGUAGUGCACUAUGAAGGAAACAGGGUGCCAUUUGGGAUGCACCCCACAAAUAUUUAGCAAAUGUAUUAAGUAAAAAUAAAAAAAAAUGUAACGACGUUCUUCGUUUGUCGAAAGAGAGUCGGACCGAAAUGCAGCGUGUUUGUUACUCAUGUUUAUUAGUGAAAACAAAUAACGAAACUAUACAUGAAAUAACGAAUAAAUACAAAACAACAAAACGGAACGUGAAACCUAUUACAGCCUGACUGGUGAAACUACCACAGAGACAGGAACAAUCACCCACGAAAUACAAAGCGAAACCCAGGCUACCUAAAUACGGUUCCCAAUCAGAGACAACGAGAAUCACCUGACUGAUUGAGAACCGCCUCAGGCAGCCAAACCUAUGAAACACACACCCCUAAUCAGCUGCAAUCCCAAGAACUAAAAACCCCCACUAAAUACAACAAACAAUAAACCCAUGUAACACCCUGGCCUGACCAACUAAUAAACUAAAACACAAAAUACUAAGACCAAGGCGUGACAGAACC
Molecule: messenger RNA, 5819 nt
Organism: Oncorhynchus masou masou (cherry salmon)
Lineage: Eukaryota; Metazoa; Chordata; Actinopteri; Salmoniformes; Salmonidae
Product: rho guanine nucleotide exchange factor 18-like
Exons: 7
Coding region: 96-1034 (312 amino acids)
Source: RefSeq, a predicted model, not a curated record